This is a messenger RNA of Coccinella septempunctata (seven-spotted ladybird), 1824 nucleotides long. RefSeq lists its product as uncharacterized. Lineage: Eukaryota; Metazoa; Arthropoda; Insecta; Coleoptera; Coccinellidae. Gene Ontology annotation, molecular function: nucleic acid binding. The coding region runs from base 57 to 1373 and encodes 438 amino acids. Gene Ontology annotation, biological process: DNA integration. The transcript has a single exon. The record is from RefSeq and is a predicted model, not a curated record.
UUCAUAAUUCGCGGCAUUCUAAUUCCAGACAACUGGGGCGGUUGUCAGCUCUUGAAAUGAGAAGUUCGUUUUUCCAACUGGUGAAACAUGUACAAUAUUCUGUUUUCAGCGAAGAUAUUGAUAAUAUUAGGAGGAAGAAACCUCUUGUCAAGCAUCUUCGGAAGUUGAAUCCCUUUAUUGAUGAACAGGGAAUUCUGAGAGUUGGGGGUAGAUUGUCAUAUUCCGGUCUAUCCUAUGAUCAUAAAUAUCCAGCAUUACUUCCUUGUAAUCAUCGUCUUACUGAUCUAAUCAUUGAGUGCUAUCACCGAGUUCAUCUACAUCCAGGAGCUCAAACGCUUCAAUUCAUAUUAUCCCAAUUUGUUUGGAUAUUGUCUGCAAGGCGGGCGAUUCAUCGAGUUGUUUCGAAGUGUUGCACAUGCUUCAGAAACAAUCCUAAAUCAAUCCAACCCUUAAUGAGAAAUCUUCCUCCUGUUCGUGUGACAUCUGUCAAACCAUUCCAAUGCGUAGGUGUGGAUUUUGGAGGACCGUUUUUCACCACCCCUUCCAGAUCAAAGGGUGUCAGAUCACAUAAAUCCUACGUAUGUCUUUUUGUGUGUUUUGCUACCAAAGCACUCCAUUUAGAGCUCGUCUCUGACCUAUCUUCGUCAGCCUUUCUGGCAGCGUUACGAAGAUUCAUAAGUCGUCGAGGUCGUUGCAAUAAAAUUUUCAGCGACUGUGGCACAAAUUUCAAAGGAGCCUCCCGUGAACUUUCUCAAUAUAUGAAGGAAGCAAGUGAAGAGGAAAGAAUUGAAUGGGGCUUCAAUCCACCCUCAGCUCCACAUUUUGGUGGGUUGUGGGAGUCGGGCAUCAAAUCGGUGAAGUCACAUCUUUAUAAAGUCAUCGGUGAACAAAAAUUAACAUUUGAAGAGUUUUACACUGUUCUGGUUCAAAUAGAGGCUAUACUUAACUCUCGCCCUCUUUGCCCAAUGAGCUCUGACCCAAAUGAUGUUUCAGCACUUACUCCUGGACAUUUCUUAACCCUAGCCCCCCUAUCAACUUUUCCUGAACCUGAUUUAUCGGAAAUUCCUUUGAAUCGACUUUCUCGGUGGCAACUCCUUUCUCGUCUUCAUAGAGAUUUCUGGAAACGUUGGCACAAGCAAUAUCUCAACACACUACAGCAACGCAAACGGUGGUAUAAUGAUAGUACUACUGUGCUUUCUCCGGGUAUGCUCGUUCUCAUAAAAGACGAGCAAUUGCCUCCCUUACGUUGGCGUCUUGGGAGAAUAGAAAAUUUACAUAGUGGUGAGGACGGUAGAGUUAGAGUUUGUACUCUUCGAACUAAUAAUGGCACUUUGCAAAGACCAGUGGUGAAAUUGUGUCCAUUACCUCAGUAAUGGGCAUAGAUUUAUGAUCGAUAUUUUUUCUUAUUUUGUUUUUUUUUUCUCGGUCCAUUAGGAGUUCGAGUUAUUUAAAGAUGGUAACGCAUUUUUUUUUUCGGGUAAUUUAUUAUUAUAAACUUAAAAUAUGGUUUUUUUUUCUCCUCGGUGUUUUCUUUAGUAUGUAAAUAUAACCUAUUUAGGUGGGCGGUUAUGUUACUGCACCACCCUGUAUAUGCUGAGUCAAGUGCUGAAUUCGGUCACGCGCGGAUUGAUAUUUUCGGGCAUAUGUCUGUUGAAGAUGUUUUUUUUCACCAAGUCUUCUCAAGUGAAAGUGUACACAAGAAUUUUCGAAGUUUCCCCAAUAAAAGGAGAGUUUCAAGGUAAGGUGACGUACUUUUCACAGACCCGAACCGUUUUCGAAAUAAGUUUCAAUUUUUCAGAAUCUUUUUUUAUUUCAUUUUUCACU